Molecule: messenger RNA, 875 nt
Organism: Sceloporus undulatus (fence lizard)
Lineage: Eukaryota; Metazoa; Chordata; Lepidosauria; Squamata; Phrynosomatidae
Gene: TSPAN15
Product: tetraspanin 15
Exons: 8
Coding region: 72-836 (254 amino acids)
Cellular component (GO): membrane
Source: RefSeq, a predicted model, not a curated record
GAAGGCAAGGCAGAGAGCCCUGGCCCAAGAGGAGGAGGAGGAGGAGGAGGGAGGCCUGGAGGGAGAGGAGGAUGGCGCCGGCGGCCGGAGGCUCCGGGGGGCAGCAGGUCCGCUACUGCGCCGCCUUCCCCUACCUCUGCCUCAAGUUCGCCCUCAUCACUUACUCCACCGUCUUUUGGUUGUUAGGAGCAUUUGUUCUCGCUGUUGGUAUUUAUGCCGAAGUUGAAAGACAGAAAUACAAAACCCUUGAAAGUGCCUUUUUAGCCCCAGCAAUUAUUCUAAUACUCCUGGGCAUUGUUAUGUUCCUGGUCUCCUUUGUGGGUGUGCUGGCAUCCUUAAGGGACAACUUAUCCCUCCUUCAAGCUUUCAUGUACAUCUUGGGAUUUUGUUUGCUUAUUGAGCUAACUGGUGGAAUUAUGGCCUUGAUUUUCAGAAAUCAGACGAUUGACUUUUUAAAUAACAACAUCCGAAGAGGAAUUAAGAACUAUUAUGAUGAUUUGGACUUCAAGAACAUAAUGGAUUUUGUUCAAGAGAAGUUUAAGUGUUGUGGUGGAGAAGAUUACAAUGACUGGUCAACAAAUCAAUAUCAUGACUGUUCAGCCCCAGGACCACUAGCGUGUGGAGUUCCUUACUCUUGUUGUAUCACAAAUAAGACAGCAGUUAUCAACACCAUGUGUGGAUAUAAAAUGCUUUAUCUAGAGCGCCUGAGUGCUCAGGAGUUCAUACAUGUGAGAGGAUGCACCAAUGCAGUACUCAUUUGGUUUAUGGACAACUAUACCAUCAUGGCGGGCAUUCUCCUUGGUAUACUUUUGCCACAGUUCCUUGAGUGCUGUUAACUUUCCUCUACAUCACCCGAGUAGAGGAUAUAUGCUGAG